AUGGAACAUUUUAUUGACUUUUAUAGACAUGUUAUUUACAAUGAUGAAUUUUGCACCAAUUUCUUAAAACAACGUGGUGUUUUACCCACUGCUAAAGUAUGCCAAAAAGUUAAUUCAAAUAAUGAAGCAUGUGGAGGGGCCCUUCAGGAGUAUAUGAAAAACACUCGCAACCAUGAUGCAGAUGGUAAAGUUAUUAAAGAAAAGUGUUUACGUUGUCAGAAGAAAGGAUGCCAAACAUUUCAGUCAGAGCAAGACAUACUGUUACUCGGACGAAUGGAGGGCUUACAGCAGUUUAAGUGA
This is a messenger RNA of Macrosiphum euphorbiae (potato aphid), 300 nucleotides long. NCBI's taxonomy places the organism in Eukaryota, Metazoa, Arthropoda, Insecta, Hemiptera, Aphididae. The record is from the annotation of a GenBank genome assembly.